Molecule: messenger RNA, 1836 nt
Organism: Microthlaspi erraticum
Lineage: Eukaryota; Viridiplantae; Streptophyta; Magnoliopsida; Brassicales; Brassicaceae
Source: the annotation of a GenBank genome assembly
AUGGUGCGUAUUCUUACUCGUCCACCCCCACCGCCGCCGCCACCACCGCCACCAUCAUUUAGAUCAAUUUCUUCUCAGCGUCAUUUUUUCAAAAAGAAUAGCAAAAUUCCACCACCACCACCGCCACCAUCAUUUACACCCAUCUCUCCCGAGCUUUAUUUCCUCAAAAAGAGGAGCAAAGAUUCACCACCGCCGCCGCCACCGCCACCUUCAUUUAGAUCGAUUUCUCCUGAGUUGUAUUUCGUAAAAAGAAGGACCAAAAGUCUACCACCACCACCACCACCGCCGCCAUCAUUUGUACCGAGUCUUCCUUGGCGGUAUUAUGUCAAAAGAAGGAACAAUCCUCCGUCUUUCAUCAACAAAGACAUGUCUUUGAUCCAUAAAAACAUGUUGACCUGGUACUUCAUCACCCUCCUCAUGCGCCGAAAACUCCAAACUCGAAACCAACAACCCGAAGAGACUCGAGAAGAAUGGGUGGUUUCCAUAAAAGACAGGAUGGAGGAAGCACUUAGAGACGACGCCACAACUAGCUGGGACAAGCUUUGUAUCUACAGAAUUCCGCAUUACCUCCAAGAAAAAGACAACAAGUCAUACUCCCCCCAGAUCGUCUCACUUGGUCCUUACCACCAUGGCAAAAAACAUCUCCUCCCAAUGGACCGUCACAAGUGGCGUGCAGUCAAUAUGGUCGUGGCACGCACCAAGCAAGGCAUCGAAAUGUAUAUUGAUGCCAUGAAAGAGCUCGAGGAGAGGGCUCGUGCUUGCUAUGAAGGUCCCAUUGGUUUGAGCAGUAACAUGUUCACCGAAAUGCUUGUUCUUGAUGGUUGUUUUGUUCUUGAACUCUUCAGAGGAUCCGAUGAAGGAUUCACGGAACUAGGAUACGCUCGUAACGAUCCAGUUUUUGCUAUGAGAGGAUCGAUGCAUUCGAUUCAACGUGACAUGGUGAUGCUGGAAAAUCAACUUCCUUUGUUCGUUCUGAACCGGUUAUUAGAGCUACAGCUUGGUCCACGGAACAAAACCGGUUUAGUGGCGCAAUUAGCUGUUCGGUUCUUCGACCCACUAAUGCCAACAGACGAACCGUUGACUAAAACCGUAGAGUUGAAUCUAGACAACUCGUUUGAAAAACAAAAAUUCUUUAACCCAAUUGCUGACAAGGACAAGGAAGAGUUGCACUGUCUGGAUGUUUUCCGGCGAAGUUUGCUCCGGCCUAGUCUUAAACCGGAGCCACGGUUAUCACGAAACCGAUGGUCCUGGAAAACGCGCGUGGCGGAUAAGCGCCAACAACAACUGAUACAUUGCGUGACGGAGCUAAGAGAGGCCGGUAUUAAAUUCAAGAGAAGGAAAACCGACCGGUUUUGGGAUAUAAAAUUCAAAAACGGUUAUCUAGAGAUACCCAAACUACUUAUCCAUGACGGUACCAAAUCUCUUUUUUCGAACCUCAUAGCUUUCGAACAGUGCCAUAUUGAUUCUAGCAACGACAUAACAUCCUACAUCAUCUUCAUGGACAAUCUAAUAGAUUCUCCUCAAGAUGUUAGCUAUUUGCACUAUUGUGGUAUUAUCGAGCACUGGCUAGGAACUGACUCUGAAGUUGCGGAUAUGUUCAACAGGUUAUGUCAAGAAGUAGCUUUCGACCCUCAAAAUAGUUAUUUAUCUCAACUGUCGAAUAACGUUGACCGUAACUAUAGCCGGAAGUGGAAUGUUCUGAAGGCGAUCUUGAAGCACAAGUACUUCAAUAAUCCUUGGGCGUAUUUCUCUUUCUUUGCUGCUCUUGUUCUGUUAAUUCUCACGUUACUUCAGAGCUUUUUUAGUGCCUAUCCGUAUAUUAUGCCAUCUUCUUAA